AUGGUCGUCAAGAAGAAAAAGACGUUGACCCGUCUCGCCCAAGGCCGGCCACCGCUUGCUACACCAUCGCGUUCUAUGACUCGCAAGGCAAGCAGGACACUGAUCAACAAGCACCAUCAGCUGGAAAAGACUAGAACAAGGGCCAUCAGAGUUGGAGAUAAGGAAACAGAAGCCAAGGUCACAGCUGAGCUCGAGAGCCUGGGAGGGUUGGAUCACUAUCAAAAGGCCAGCCUACAGGGACAAAGCAUCGACAGAGGGGGAGAUACAUCAAAGGUUCUCAUGGACUGGCUCCCGCUGGAUGAGCUCAAGAAGCAAACUCAACCUCUGCAGAUGCUCGAAGUCGGGGCGUUGAGCACCCGGAACGCUUGUUCAACUAGCAAAAUCUUCAACGUUGAGCACAUUGACUUGAACAGCCAGGAACCAGGCAUUCAGCAGCAGGACUUUAUGGAGAGGCCGUUGCCUGAAAAUGGCAAGGGCCCAUUCGAUAUCAUCUCGCUGAGCUUGGUUCUCAAUUUCGUGCCCGAUGCUCUCGGCCGUGGCGCCAUGCUUCUACGAACUCUGUCGUUUCUCCGGGCCGAUACCGACACCACGAUUACUACCGAACCUCUCUUUCCCUGUCUCUUCGUCGUCCUACCGAGGAGCUGUGUCGACAAUUCGCGGUAUUUUACGGAUGACAAGUUUGACGAGCUGAUGGCUGCGCUUUGUUACACGAGAGUGAGGAGCAAGAAGACUCAGAAACUGGCCUACAGCUUAUGGAGAAGAGUCGCGGGAGUGGUAAAAGAAGGCCUGACGUUCCCAAAGCAAGAAGUCAACCCAGGAAAGACCAGAAACAACUUCGUCAUGACUCUCAAAGGACCAAAGACCUGA
Messenger RNA from Trichoderma harzianum CBS 226.95, 867 nucleotides. RefSeq lists its product as hypothetical. The coding region runs from base 1 to 867 and encodes 288 amino acids. Gene Ontology annotation, molecular function: rRNA (adenine) methyltransferase activity. Gene Ontology annotation, cellular component: nucleolus. Lineage: Eukaryota; Fungi; Ascomycota; Sordariomycetes; Hypocreales; Hypocreaceae. The record is from RefSeq and is a predicted model, not a curated record. The transcript has a single exon.